AUGACGACGUUCACACACGAACCAACACGUGGCAGAACCGGUGUACCCAGUUUCAGCUCUCAAAAGUCUUCUGAUCAGUUGCACGAGUGCAACAGGAACCCCCCGACAUCCGCCCCCAAAUCUGUUAAGACCCAGAGACGAUCACUCUUCAGAGAAGAGGGGCUUGAUGAUUUGGACAACACUAUUCACCCCUCUUCGCGUUCUUUCACCAAAACAUCAACAUGGGCGGCGGGAAUAGACAAUGCCAGAGAUACCAAUUCACAGGCGGACAAAAGUAUAGAUAUAGGUGGUAAGAAACAAUGUCCCAAGUCCUCAAGUAGCGACGACGGUUAUGAACGGUAUUCGAGGGUUGUAAAGCCAACUCAGACUGUCAACUCCGCCGCUGCCAUGCCCGCAAGCUCGCUCGCAACAAUUCCGCGAGCUGCAUUAGUUGUAAUCCUAAUCGCUUUGUUCGUACCAACCUUUCGAUCCAAAAUCGGAGUGGAAGUCAACAUAAACGGUGCAGACGCAGGCGUAAUCAGGACGGCAGAAUUGGUCGAGAAUGGAAGCUCUAUUGAAGGACGAGCGAAUAGCCCUGCCAAUGUAUGUACGAGAUGGGCUCAUCAAGCGGCAAGCGUGAAUGGGACUGUGUAUAUUUAUGGUGGAAAUGCCAAAUUAAAGAGCGGCCAGACAUCAGAUACCUGGAACAACAAUUUGUUGACCCUUGAUCUCACCAAAUCAUGGAAAAUCUCAUCGCCCUCGAUAUCAGGGCUCCCUCAGCCGUCCGGGCCACCCGCCGUGGCGAUGGGCUUCCUAUGGAAUUCAUACGAGUCACUCUGGCUUUACGGUGGAUAUUUCUCCGAUGACCCUAUAACAUCUCCUCUUCGCAUGUCAACAUGGGAGUACAACAUCAAAUCAUCCAAGUGGAUAGACCAUGCGGAUCCGACAACAUCGGCAGGAAACCAUUCCGAGGGAAAUAGCCAACCAGUCCAGAGGGCUGCGGAAGGGGCUGGAUUAAGCGUUCCUGAGUUGGGAAGAAGUUGGUUUUUUGGUGGCUAUCUGGACAUGUAUACGACUCAGGGAUGGUCCAACCAAGUUGCAAGGGUGUACCUCAAGAGUUUGCUGGAGUUCACACAUCCCGGAUAUGCGAAUACAGGCGUUUCCUCCCUCGGCAGCACACAUGCAGCCGGGUCUGAUGGCGCCUAUAGAAAUAUCACCCAGGGAGGUUUACAAGAAGAAGCAGGGUUUACCGAACGGGCAGACGGUGUCUUGGUUUAUGUGCCUGGAUGGGGAGAUCAAGGCAUCUUGCUUGGUUUGGCAGGCGGAACAAAUGAAACUUUUACGGAGAUGAACAUCAUCGACGUCUAUGACAUCGCAAACAGCACUUGGUACAAGCAAUCAACGCACGGGAAGAGUCCUCCGAUCCGGGUCAAUCCUUGUGCCGUCGUGGCUGCAGCAUCAGAUGGGUCAAGUUUCAACAUCUAUCUCUAUGGUGGCCAAAACCUGAUCCCCUUCGGAAGCCAAAUCCAGUACUCAGACAUGUGGAUUCUCACAAUUCCCUCAUUCAUGUGGAUCCAGGUUGACCUAGAAGGGCAAUCACAACCACCUGCACGUGCUGGUCAUACAUGUACUAUGCGGGACGGUCAAAUGGUGGUAGUUGGCGGUUAUGUAGGGAAAGAUAUCUCCUGUGAUAGCCCUGGGGUUUAUGUCUUCAAUUGUUCUUCCCUUGAAUGGACCGAUGGUUUUAUGGCGCUGGCUUAUUCGCCAGAAUCGCCUUCGUCACCCUCAGGCCUAGGUUCAGCUUCAAGCGACAAGCAAGACUCUUUCAUUUAUCGAGGUUCAUACGGCUAUCAGGUUCCUGCACCUGUUCAAUCGAUCAUCGGAGGCUCAUCGUUUGGAGGUGCUACAGCUAGCACACCCGCUGCAGGAUCAGCAACAGCUGGACCGAUCGCAACAGGACGACCACCCACACUUACAAUAACCCAAUCUGGUUCAACGAUAAUUCAAACAGCAGGUCCUACGUCAACAGCUAGCUCCAUUUCAUCCAACACACCAUCACCACACUCAAGUUCUAGCGCAAACGUUGGAACUGUUGUAGCAGGGGUUAUUGCCGCUGCAUUGGCCAUUCUCGCCGGCUACCUAGCAUUUUGUGCUUGGUUAUACAGAAAACAAUUGAAUAUAUACAAGAACCAUGUCUCGAUAGCACAAAGAAGGUCUCUCAGUCCGAUUGGAUGGGGCGCCGGACGACUGGGAGAAAAAGCACCUGGCCCUGGCGUAAUGCUCGGUCCAUUUGGCACAGAAAUUGGCGGGAGCGGGAGUACUGGCCGGCCAUCCAGUUCUUGCCAUGGCAUAGGGUCGACGCCAUCCACUGACCAUACGACAAGCCAGAAUUAUACUAGCAGGCCUGAGAGCAUCCAACCCAGCCAUGCUAGAACGGUCCCAAUGCCCACAUAUAUCGGACACGGAUAUGGAAGACUCGGUGAGGAACAAGAUGACCAUCUUGACCCAGCCACUGCAGGUAGCUAUGGAGAUUAUGGGAGGAAUAGUCGAAGUACAGCGCACAGUUCGAUGGAGGAUCUGCUUGGUGGGCAGGAACCUAGUUUCUUUAACGUGGUGUGGAAUCCGAGGAGGACUUUGAGGGUAGUUAAUAGCGAUUAA
Venustampulla echinocandica is the source of this 2637-nucleotide messenger RNA. RefSeq lists its product as uncharacterized. Lineage: Eukaryota; Fungi; Ascomycota; Leotiomycetes; Helotiales; Pleuroascaceae. The record is from RefSeq and is a predicted model, not a curated record. The coding region runs from base 1 to 2637 and encodes 878 amino acids. Gene Ontology annotation, molecular function: protein binding. The transcript is spliced from 4 exons.